Messenger RNA from Drosophila busckii, 1260 nucleotides. RefSeq names its product inositol oxygenase. The record is from RefSeq and is a predicted model, not a curated record. The coding region runs from base 50 to 928 and encodes 292 amino acids. Gene Ontology annotation, molecular function: iron ion binding; inositol oxygenase activity. Gene Ontology annotation, cellular component: cytoplasm. Gene Ontology annotation, biological process: inositol catabolic process. NCBI's taxonomy places the organism in Eukaryota, Metazoa, Arthropoda, Insecta, Diptera, Drosophilidae. The transcript is spliced from 3 exons.
CGCUUCAAUCGCAUUUCGUUUGAUCAACUGAGCGCACAUAACAAACAAGAUGAGAAUCCUGCAGGAGCAUGCUAUACAUUUGCUGGAUCCUUCGGAGCUAAUGCGUCCGGAGCCAACAUUUGCGGACAAGAAUCCAUCCAAGUUUCGUGACUACAGCGUGGAUACAGCGGAUCCGCUAAAGGAGCGCGUACGUCGCACCUAUCGCCAAAUGCAUUUGAAUCAAACUGUGGAUUUUGUCAAUGGACGUCGCGCACGCUGGCUGCAGUUCAAUACCAUUAAACUGACGGUGCGCGAGGCGCUGGAGAAGCUCAACGAUCUGGUGGAUGAAUCGGAUCCGGAUUUGGAUUUGCCCAACAUUAUACAUGCAUUCCAGGCGGCGGAGCGUGCACGCGCCGAGUUUCCCGAGCAUGAUUGGCUGCAUCUGACUGCGCUUAUACACGAUCUCGGCAAGAUUAUGGCUUUCUAUGAUGAGCCGCAGUGGGCAGUGGUGGGCGAUACUUUCGCUGUGGGCUGCCGCUGGGGCGAUAGCAUUGUCUAUCGCGGCGACAGCUUCGAGGGCAAUCCCGAUGGCGACAAUCCCGCGUACAACACUGAGUACGGCAUGUAUGCGCCCAACUGUGGCAUUGACAAUCUGCUGCUGUCCUGGGGCCAUGACGAGUACAUGUAUCAAGUGCUGAAGCAUAACAAGACCAAGCUGCCACAUGUUGCAUGCAACAUUAUACGCUUCCAUUCCUUCUAUCCCUGGCACAAUGGCGGCGACUACAAGCACCUCGAAGCGCCCAACGAUGCCGAAACCAAAAAAUGGGUGCUUAUUUUCAAUCGCUACGAUCUGUACACCAAAAGUGAAGUCGUACCCGAUAUCGAGGCACUCUGGCCUUACUACCAAACGCUCAUCGACAAAUAUCUACCCGGCGUGCUGGAAUUCUAAUCAACAAUCACUAUUUUAUAUAUAUUUUUUUUAAUGUUAAGCUCUUGUUAUUCAUAUAGCUCUUAUUCUUAAUCCACUGUAUAUAUGUAUAUUUAAUCGAGCUUUAUAGCCAAAAGUUAAAUAUUUGCAAUCUAGAUUUUGAUUAUAUCUGAAAUUAGCGCAUAAUUUAUUAAAUAUAAAGCGCAACAAUGUCAUUCUUGUAAUAAUUCAACAUAUUUGUAAGCAACAGUUGAGUCCGUAUUGAAAUGUUAUGUUACAUACCAAUCGGAUAAGUUAUAGCUUCAAAUUAAACAAAACACAAGUGUGCGGCAUUUGUUUUGUAGUCAUAAAUU